Molecule: messenger RNA, 979 nt
Organism: Acanthopagrus latus (yellowfin seabream)
Lineage: Eukaryota; Metazoa; Chordata; Actinopteri; Spariformes; Sparidae
Product: zinc metalloproteinase nas-4-like
Exons: 11
Coding region: 99-920 (273 amino acids)
Biological process (GO): proteolysis
Molecular function (GO): metalloendopeptidase activity; zinc ion binding
Source: RefSeq, a predicted model, not a curated record
AAGUGACGACACCUGUUGGGACUGUGUGAUCAGAUCUCCGUUAGAGAGUCAGACAGAAGCUUUGGGUUCUCGCUCUGCUGAUUGUGUUUUGUUGCACAAUGUUGCUUCUGGUGUUCCUCUGUGUUUCCACAGUUGGCGGGGUCCCCAUAAACCAGACCCAGGAGGCUGACAGUCACACCACAGUUGGUGCCAUCGCCUUAAAUGACACCCAUAAUGCGACCAGUCCAGCCCCAGGUCUGGUUUCUGUAGCGCUUGAUCCACCACAACUGGUCAGUGCAGAAACCUUGGAAGAGCUCCAUGAAGACAUGAUUGUCCAAGAAGGAGACAUUUUGAUCCCGGAGGACAGGAAUGCAGUGGAGACCCUGUGGGCUGACGCCAUCGUGCCGUACACCAUCAGUGAUGAGCUGGCUCAUCGGUUGUCUGAGAUCUACGCCGCCUUCAAGAUGAUAUCAGAUUUCACGUGCAUUCGCUUCAUACAGCGAACCACAGAGAUGAACUACCUAAAGUUCCUGAACGGCAAAGGCUGUGCGUCCUUUGUUGGUUGUCGAGGAGGAGACCAGCCGGUGUAUUUCUCCAGGACGUGCAGUGUGGGGAAUCUCUGCCAUGAGCUCAUUCAUGCUUUGGGAUUACAUCAUGAACACACCCGUGAGGACCGAGAUCGUUACGUCAUGGUGCAGUGGCAGAGCAUCAUGCCAGGAAGAACAAAAAACUUCAAGGUGAAAAAUGGGAACACUUUGAACCUGCCGUACGAUAUCAACUCCAUAAUGCACUACGGAUCGUAUUUUUUCAGUAAAGAUGGAGGUCCGACUGUGUUGCCCAAGCAGGGUGGAGAGCAGAUGGGUCAGAGAACACACCUCAGUCACCUGGACAUAGAGAGACUGAACAGACUGUACCACUGCGAUGCACGGAUGAACGGGUGAACGGGCUUGCUGUUGGUUUACCUGCAUUUCCCUGGAGAUGAAAUAAAAUUCAAAAUGUC